CUGGGUGCGUUUGAGGUCUCAACAGAGCAUACGAUAAGCCAGAACAAAGAUCGAUCGAAGCUUAAACCUUCCUCGUAGAAUCAUGAGAUUCUAACAGAGAUUAAUUCAUGCCAAACCUUCUCACUAGAUGGGUAGAUUUUGUGGGAUCUCCUAUGCGUACUGCCACUAUCUAGAUUUUGUACGCUGAUACGCAAUACAUGGAAGCUUUUGAAAAAAUAGCCAAAACCUGUAUGGACUAGAAAUGGAGAGUAGGUCAUUAACAAAUUACGACACACAUUGUCUAUUGCAAUAAGACAUAUUUCCUAGUUACAGAGUAGUGGGGGCCUAGCCGCAUCUACUUUACCUUCCGGUUUCAUCCCUGUAUUACUUGAUGGGUUUUUGCAAAUUUUGUUUGUGUUAAUAGGUUUCUAUCCGAACGAUUCUUUGAGCAUCAUUGUUUUUAUGCUAUAAACCUGUACACUGUCCCCUCAGUAAACUGUGACUAAGCAGGAAAUGAUUCUCAAGAGGAGAGGGAGAAUCGAAGAUCAGAAAAGCAGAUGUGCCGACAAGCCAACUAUGCAAAGGGAAGGGUAGGACCAGAAAUCAAUAUUGCAGGAGGGCGAAGCGGUCGACUGAAAUGAUUUUCUUGUGUAACAUGUGGCCAUAGGGACAUAGGAGAAUCUGAUUUUCGCACCGAGGCAGCAUGAAAACUGUUUAUGCUGUGUCAGUCUUCAUGGAUGGCCAUCCAAGACCCACGCGAUUUCUUCAGCCUGUCGUCGUCGUAGUCGUCGUCUCGCCGGAGCCAUCGCCAAGGCCAUGCCCGGCCCGCUCGCCCGCCCUACAUUCCCUUCCGACAGGCGAACUGCACAAAGAAGCCUCUUGUACUCAAACGAAAUUCACCGCCGGGUUUCGUGACGGGCGUAGCCUUGCUUUGACCAUGGUAACGCGAGAUGCCUCGGCAGUUUCUGCCGCAUUCUGCAAAGCGCGUGGGCCAUUUCACGUCCUCAUGAGCACAGGGCAGUACCGCAAGCAAGUACCGGGAAGAAUCGAGAUCGGUGCAAUCGGGACGAACUAAUGGCAGCUUGUACCGCGAAAUUAGAUUUUAUCUUCGAAGCUUAGCGCGAGAGGACUAUCAGAUUGGCGCGGGUGUCCUGCCGGCAGCUCUUCGUGGGACAACUCGGCGAAUCUUCAAAAC
This is a messenger RNA of Marchantia polymorpha subsp. ruderalis, 1174 nucleotides long. The record is from the annotation of a GenBank genome assembly. Lineage: Eukaryota; Viridiplantae; Streptophyta; Marchantiopsida; Marchantiales; Marchantiaceae.